UCACAAAGUUCCAAUUGGAGAUAGCCAGCCCAGCACGUGUCCCCAAAUAGACCGACUUGUUGUUUGACUAGAUUUAGACUCUGCCGAUAAUUAUGGUUGCCCAGGAGUCCGAUAAAAUGAAGGCGCUCGCGCUCAAGUUGUUCGAAAUCAAUGCGUUCAAAUUCGGCGACUUCAAGAUGAAGGUGGGGAUCAAUUCGCCGGUUUACUUUGAUCUACGUGUAAUUGUCAGCUAUCCGGAUGUGAUGCAAACAGUCUCGGAUUUGCUGGUGGAGCACAUCAAGGAAGUGCCAUUGAGCGCCAAGCAUGUAUGCGGCGUGCCCUAUACGGCCCUGCCUCUGGCCACGAUCGUCUCCGUGCAGCAGGGCACGCCGAUGCUGGUGCGGCGGAAGGAGGCCAAAGCCUACGGCACCAAGAAGCUCAUCGAGGGCAUCUUCAAUGCUGGGGACACCUGUCUGAUUGUCGAGGAUGUUGUCACAUCGGGCUCAAGCAUCCUGGAGACAGUUCGUGAUCUGCAAAGCGAGGGUAUUGUGGUUACCGACGCCGUUGUGGUAGUCGAUCGAGAGCAGGGCGGCGUGGCCAACAUAGCCCAACAUGGCGUGAAGAUGCACUCCCUCUUCACGCUGUCCUUCCUGCUGAACACCCUGCAUGUGGCGGGCCGCAUCGAGAAAUCGACCGUGGACGCGGUGGCCAAGUACAUAGCCGCCGCCCAGAUUAAUAGCGAUGGCUCUUUCGUGGGUGGCGAUAAGCCCGAUGUUACCGGAGCCAAUGACUUGCAGCGCACCAAACUGACCUACGAGAGUCGCGCCAAUCUGGCCAAGAGUGCGGUGGCCAAGCGCCUUUUCAACUUGAUGGCCAGCAAGCAGACGAACCUCUGCCUGGCCGCCGAUCUGACCAAGGCCGACGACAUCCUGGACAUAGCCGACAAGUGCGGCCCCCACAUCUGCCUGCUCAAGACGCACGUGGACUUUGUUGAGGACUUUAGCGAGGGAUUCAUUACCAACCUGAAGUCACUGGCCAAGCGGCACAACUUUCUGCUCAUGGAAGAUCGCAAGUUUGCGGAUAUUGGCAAUACCGUUUCUCUGCAGUACGGCAAGGGCAUAUACAAGAUCUCCAGCUGGGCGGAUUUGGUGACAGCCCACACCCUUCCUGGUCGAAGCGUUCUUCAGGGCUUGAAGGCGGCUCUUGGCCCGGGUGAUGCCAGCAAGGAGCGUGGUGUCUUUCUCCUGGCCGAGAUGUCGGCCAGUGGCAAUCUCAUCGACGACAAGUACAAGGAGAACAGCAACAAGAUAGCCACCGAAGGUGCCGAUGUGGACUUUGUGGCUGGUGUGGUGUGUCAGUCCUCCAAGACGUUCGCCUUCCCGGGACUGCUGCAGCUAACGCCCGGAGUGAAGAUUGACGAGAGUGUGGACAAGCUGGGACAGCAGUACCAGACGCCCGAGCAUGUGAUCCAGGAGCGUGGCGCCGACAUUGGCGUGGUGGGACGCGGCAUUCUGCAGGCCUCCAAUGUAGAGCAGGCGGCCCAGACGUACCGCGAUCGCCUGUGGGCGGCCUAUAAGGAUCGCGUAGCCAAGUAAAGACAGAGGCUUCCCUUAGCAUUCCGUAUUUC
This is a messenger RNA of Drosophila persimilis, 1606 nucleotides long. RefSeq names its product uridine 5'-monophosphate synthase (gene r-l). The coding region runs from base 93 to 1574 and encodes 493 amino acids. Gene Ontology annotation, biological process: 'de novo' pyrimidine nucleobase biosynthetic process; 'de novo' UMP biosynthetic process. Gene Ontology annotation, molecular function: orotate phosphoribosyltransferase activity; orotidine-5'-phosphate decarboxylase activity. The transcript has 3 exons. NCBI's taxonomy places the organism in Eukaryota, Metazoa, Arthropoda, Insecta, Diptera, Drosophilidae. The record is from RefSeq and is a predicted model, not a curated record.